Messenger RNA from Enterobius vermicularis (human pinworm), 492 nucleotides. Lineage: Eukaryota; Metazoa; Nematoda; Chromadorea; Rhabditida; Oxyuridae. The record is from the annotation of a GenBank genome assembly.
AUGUCAGACGUACUGACAGAACGCGAAGUGGAAAAUCCAUUCGAAAGUAUUGCAACACGGGCACCACCAACACAGUUUGGUAAUACUGGCGACCCUCACCUAUUCAGGCCACCAAGCACCAGUGUUCGACAACUUUUUCCGCUUGAAACCCGCCACCAGCAAAAUGACAAUGUUGCAAUAACGCCCAAAUAUCACCCAGAUAACAGUCGGGGGCGUUUAACCUAUGAACAAUUAGUUGGUGUUUAUCAGGCUGCAAAACCAGAGUCACCAUUUCCAGUGACACCGAAGUCACCACCGCCAAGCACUACAGCCAGCGACGGCAGUGGCGGCCGUGGUAGUGGCAUCAACCGAAGCAAAAGUAGCGGCGUUGAUCGGAUGAGAAAAUUGCGAUGGGAAUUUUUAGCGAAAAUGAAAGAGACAAAUUUUGAAAACAUCAAUUUUUAUAGUCCCACAGUGGUCGCUCUACCAAUACCUCCCUCAAUUGAUGAAUAA